This is a messenger RNA of Plasmodium gonderi, 1044 nucleotides long. Its product is annotated as N-acetylglucosamine-1-phosphate transferase. NCBI's taxonomy places the organism in Eukaryota, Apicomplexa, Aconoidasida, Haemosporida, Plasmodiidae. Gene Ontology annotation, cellular component: membrane. Gene Ontology annotation, biological process: protein N-linked glycosylation; dolichol-linked oligosaccharide biosynthetic process. The transcript is spliced from 6 exons. Bases 1 to 1044 code for a protein of 347 amino acids. Gene Ontology annotation, molecular function: UDP-N-acetylglucosamine-dolichyl-phosphate N-acetylglucosaminephosphotransferase activity. The record is from RefSeq and is a predicted model, not a curated record.
AUGAAGAACAGAUAUACAAGUACUGUUAUGCACAGUAAACGGUACUUAUAUAAGGAAAAUAUACCUGAACAUUUAUUAUUUUUUUUUCUAACUUUUUACUUAUUAAUUGUAUUGUAUGUCCUAAAAAAUACACCAUAUAAAAACAUAAUUCUUCUGUAUAUUGUGCCGUGUCUGUUACUGUUUAAAGUUUCCUUUAUAUGUCUCCCCAAAUUUAUAAACUUUUUGCAUGAAAAGGGAUUAUAUGGCAUAGAUUUAAACAAAAUUAUUAAGAACAAGGUGGCAGAACCGAUUGGCCUUUUCCCCUCCAUUUUGUAUUUUAUUUUCGUCCUCUUUUAUCAGUUGUUAUACUACGACGACCAUAAAAUUCUUCUAGAGUACAACGCUGGGUUGUUGUCCAUUAUUUUUAUGACCUUUUUGGGUUUUAUAGAUGAUGUUGUCGAAUUGAAGUGGAGAUAUAAAGUUGUUCUACCCUUUUUCGGAAUCAAUGGGUUAGAGAUAGGACAGAGCUUAAUCAUUUCCUUUUUCAUUUCCAUCCACAAUUUAAUAGAAAUUAUCCUAAACAUAGGAAUGGGAAGAGGUGGAAGCAUCGAAGGAUCACGAAUUUUAAAACAACAUUUUUUAUCGAUAAUAUUUAUAUUGCCUUUUAUAUCCAUAAAUUUGGUUACCUUUUCUUUUAAUUUUUACCCUGCCAAAGGAUUUGUCGGAAAUACCUUAACAUAUUUUUGUGGAAUUUUUUUAGCUGUCGUUUCUAUAUUUGGACAUUUUUCUAAAACAUUGAUAUUAUUUUUGAUACCACAAUUUAUGAAUUUUUUUCUUUCUUUUCCACAAUUAUUUAACUUUGUUCCUUGUCCAAGGCAUAGAUUACCAAUUAUAAAUACCAGAACGAAUAAAUUAAUGCAUUCACACAACUAUACUCUUAUAAAUUUGAUUUUGUAUUUAUUUGGACCCUUGUCAGAAUAUCACUUAGUUAUCCUUUUAUUAUUCUUUCAAUUUGGAACAUGUUCCCUUGGUUUGUUUUUGCGAUAUUUUAUCGACACAACGUAG